Molecule: messenger RNA, 1227 nt
Organism: Rhizophagus irregularis DAOM 181602=DAOM 197198
Lineage: Eukaryota; Fungi; Glomeromycota; Glomeromycetes; Glomerales; Glomeraceae
Source: RefSeq, a predicted model, not a curated record
AAUUGAUUUGAAGGAGUUACAAGGUCCUGAAGUGUUAAAACUUUUGAUUGUGGUAGAUGAGUUUAAUAUUCAAUCUUUAAUCUCUUAUAUUCAAAACUAUUUGAUCAAAAAUCAAGAUGAAUUUUUACAGCAGGAUCCUAAAGGAAUUCUUGAAGCAGUUUAUCAACAUGAAUCAUUUACAGAUUUAUUGAAUUAUUGUCUUGAAAAAAUUUGUCAAGAACCCAAAAUAUUGUUUGAAUCUGAUAAAUUUACUAGUUUAAAAGCACCCUUAUUAAAAUUACUUUUAGAGAAGGAUUAUUUAGAUUUGGAUGAAAUUUUCAUUUGGUAAAGUUUAUUAAAAUGGGGUCUUGCCCAAAAUCCUUCUAUUUCAAAAGAUAUCACAAAAUGGAACAAGGAGGAUAUUACAAUUAUAGAGAUAACUCUUCAUGGAUUAAUUCCAUUAGUAAGAUUUUAUCAUAUCUCUUCAGAUGAUUUUCUUGAUAAAAUAUAUCCUUUAAAAAAAUUAUUACCAAAAGAUUUAACUAAAGAUCUGGUGGAAUUUUAUAUUGCACCGAAUAGGAAACCAAAUAUUGUCGAAAUUCAGUCUUCUAGAAUACCAAAACAUAUUUGUGAUUAUGAUUCAAUUUUAAUUAAUAAUCAUCAUUUUGCUGUUUUUGCUAGUUGGAUUGAUAAGAAAAAUAAUUUUCAUUAUUAUGUGAAUAUUCCUUAUAAUUUUAAUUUACUUUAUCGUGCUAGUAGAGAUGGUAAUACACCCGCAGCAUUUCAUGCUAAAUGUGAUAACAAGGGGCCCACCAUAGUCAUAGUAAAAAUCUCAAAUUCAAAAAAAAUAGUUGGAGGGUAUAAUCCACUUAAAUGGAAUUCAAGUAAUAAAGUUGAAUCUACAAAAGAUAGUUAUAUAUACUUAUUUACUGAUGGGACAGAUACAAAAAGUGCAAAAGUAAGUUACAGUAAUGGGGAUCAAAAUUCUAUAAGAAAUUUAGCUGCAUAUGGACCGGGAUUUGGUGGAGGUACAGACUUAUUAUGUUGGUCAAACGGAAGCUGGUUACGUAAUUCAGCGUUGUCUUAUCCUAAAAUUGAUUGUAUUCCAGAAAAAUUCUUCAAUGUAGAUGAUUACGAAGUUUAUCAAGUUAUUAAGAAAUAAUGAAUUCAUAUUUACGUAAUGUAGGUUAAUAGAAUUCUUUUAAAUAUAUUGAUUCAUUUGGAUAUUAAAUAACUCAUUAUACUUCA